Pectinophora gossypiella (pink bollworm) is the source of this 543-nucleotide messenger RNA. RefSeq names its product 60S acidic ribosomal protein P2-like (gene RpLP2). Lineage: Eukaryota; Metazoa; Arthropoda; Insecta; Lepidoptera; Gelechiidae. Gene Ontology annotation, cellular component: ribosome; cytosolic large ribosomal subunit. Gene Ontology annotation, molecular function: structural constituent of ribosome. The transcript is spliced from 5 exons. Bases 103 to 438 code for a protein of 111 amino acids. Gene Ontology annotation, biological process: cytoplasmic translational elongation; translation. The record is from RefSeq and is a predicted model, not a curated record.
CCCUACAGCGCUUUUUACUUUUUUCUCUUUCCUCUUGACAUUUGUUCAAGACGAACGUUUGAUUAUCGGCAAUACACGUUUCGUGUCAUAGCGACUUAAAAAAUGCGUUACGUGGCCGCUUACCUAUUGGCUGUGCUAGGAGGCAAGGCAGCCCCCGCGGCGGCGGACGUUGAGAAGAUUCUCAGCUCCGUUGGUAUCGAGGCUGAUGCUGAGAAGCUGAAGAAGGUCAUCUCUGAGCUCAGCGGCAAGACCAUCGAGGACCUCAUUGCCCAGGGCCGUGAGAAGCUGUCUUCGAUGCCGUCUGGCGCCGCUGCCCCGGCCGCUGCCGCUGCUGCCGCGCCCGCCGCCGCCGCCGCUGAAGAGAAGAAGGAAGAGAAGAAGGCAGAGAAGGAGGACUCAGAGUCUGAUGACGACAUGGGCUUCGGUCUCUUCGACUAAAUGCAUUUUAAAGAUAAUGGCGGCGUACGCGGUCGAAUUCCAAUAUUGGUGUAAGCGUAAUUUGUCAGCGAGUAUGUUUCUAUGAAAUAUAUUUGCAAAAACGUA